Diorhabda carinulata is the source of this 1494-nucleotide messenger RNA. It is a transcript of the gene BBS8, whose product is annotated as tetratricopeptide repeat protein 8. NCBI's taxonomy places the organism in Eukaryota, Metazoa, Arthropoda, Insecta, Coleoptera, Chrysomelidae. Gene Ontology annotation, molecular function: protein binding. The record is from RefSeq and is a predicted model, not a curated record. Bases 61 to 1422 code for a protein of 453 amino acids. Gene Ontology annotation, cellular component: non-motile cilium; ciliary basal body; BBSome. Gene Ontology annotation, biological process: non-motile cilium assembly. The transcript has 6 exons.
AGCACGUAAUUUCUUUCACAUAGCUGAUUAUUUACUACAACCAAUAAUUAAUCGUUUUAAAUGGAUCCCAUGUAUUUGGCAUUAAGUUUAUUUCGGAAACGGCAUUAUGAUAAGUGUAUUGAUGUAUGCAGUGAUAUAUUGCAAAAACAACCGUUAGAUCAAGCAGCAUGGUGUUUAAAAAUGAAAGCUUUGACUAAGCAAGUGUAUGUGGAUGAUAUUGAAAGCGAAGAAAUCCAGGAGAAUGAUUUUCUGGAUGACAAUGUAAUUGCCACUGCACCUAGACCAGGAACUUCUAUGAAAACAGCCAUUAUUCCAUCUACAAGUGCUUUAAGUUCUAGACCACGUACUUCUACAGGUAGACCAAUUUCAGGAGUAGCGAGGCCUGGGACUCAAAGACGUCCGGAAUCAGCUUUAGAUAGAGUUAGAACAGCUAGACCUUUAACUGGCCAUCUAACUCGAUCGGUUCGAUUAGGAACAGCAGCAAUGUUAUCUCAAAAAGAUGGACCUUUUAUACAAGUUUCAAGAUUGAAUAUAGCAAAAUACGCAAAAAUUCCAAGUUUGUGCAAGCCACUAUUUGAAUAUCUAUUCUACUAUGAGGGAGCAGUACGAACGGCAAUGGAAUUAGCUGUUCAAGCUACCCAACAUUGCGAAUUUAGAGAUUGGUGGUGGAAAGUCCAAUUGGCCAAAUGUUAUGUAGCAGUAAAUUUGUUAAGAGAUGCUGAACAACAACUUAGAAGCGCUCUUAAACAACACCAUCAUGUAGAAACUUUCAUUAGAUUGAUUAGAAUCUAUUGCAGAGUAGAUCAACCAUUGUCUGCUACUGAUAUUGGAAACUCUGGAUUAGAGAUAUUUCCAAAAGACGUAUCUUUGAUGACAGAACUUGGAAGGUUGUCCGAAAGUCUCGGUGAUGCCACAGUUUCUGUAAAAUAUUACAGAAAUAUUUUAAUUGAGGAAGCAAUUAAUACCGAAGCAGUUGCCUCUGUAGGGAUGUAUCAUUUUUAUAAUAAUCAGCCGGAAUUAGCGCUAAGAUAUUACAGACGGGCAUUAGCUAUUGGAGCCCAUUCGCCAGAGCUCUAUAACAAUUUGGCAUUAUGUUGCCUAUACUCCCAACAGCUGGAUUUUACACUCCCUUAUUUUCAAAGAGCGUUAGAUUUAGCCACCGAUUCUCAAGUAAAAGCAGAUAUUUGGUACAACUUGUCUCAUCUAGCUAUAGCAGCAGGCGAUAUGCAACUGGCAGUUCAGUGUUUAAAUUUAUGUUUAUGUUCAGAUUCAACACAUGCUCCAGCCUUUAAUAACUUGGCAGUCCUUUAUUACAAAAUGGGAAAAACAAAUUUGGCUAAAGCAUAUUUAAUAUCUGCUAAAACUUUUGAACCGCAACUUUUAGAAGUACAUUCUAAUUUGGAAUAUAUACAACAAGCUUAAAAGUUAAUAAAGGUCUGAAAUAAACACUAUAAAUUAUGUUUAUGAAUAAUGAAUGAAAUGUUUAUUAUUUAG